Messenger RNA from Arctia plantaginis, 213 nucleotides. NCBI's taxonomy places the organism in Eukaryota, Metazoa, Arthropoda, Insecta, Lepidoptera, Erebidae. The record is from the annotation of a GenBank genome assembly.
AUGUUUUCAGACGAUGAAUCCGAGAAAUCACAGCCCAUCCUCGCAGCACAAGGACCAGACUUCUCCAUGCCUCUGCUAGACGAUGACUCUGGAGCCGGUCCCUCAACAAGUGGCGCCGCCAGUUCCAGCGGUGCCGCACCAGGUUCGCGGGUCGAGGACAACCGCCUGUCAGGAGAGGCCGUGUUAGCUGAGUCUGACAGUGACACCUCAUAA